UCUCGCUGGUCGCCACUCUAAGGAAAUAAUAAUAAUUCCUCAAUCGAAGAGCUGACAAAAACAAGCGCAUGCCUAAGAUCUCGGCUACUUAUUAUUAAUUAUUGUCGCUCCUGCCUGGCUUCCCAACCUCAACGCACAACUUUCCAAAAUGGCCCAGCCUGCGAAAGCAUUCGUAGGUCCCAUGAUUCAUUCCCUCUCGGCGUCCGAAAUCGAGGUACUCCCUUAUGCUCUGCUUGCAGUCAACAGUGAGGGGAAGAUUACCUCCCUCCUUCGGGACGUCAACCCACAGCGGGCGCAAGACGCGCUUAAAGCUCUUAACUUUCCCCCGGAAUUAGUCACGAUUCAUUACCUCGGUCCGGGUCAGUUCCUCAUCCCCGGUUUCGUAGACACGCACAACCACGCCCCGCAAUGGGCGCAACGCGGCUUGGGUCAGGGGAUGCACAUCCUCGACUGGCUCGACGCCAUCACCUUCCCCAACGAGGCCCGGUUCCACGACCCAGAGUACGCUCGCCGCAUCUACUCCAGCUGUGUCGACGGUUUUCUCCGCCAGGGCAUCACGACCGCCUCGUACUACGGCUCCAUCCACGGGGAGGCCACCAAGACGCUGGCCCGUCUCUGCCUGGAGGAGGGCCAGCGCGCGCUCGUGGGCAAGUGCAACAUGACGCGCAACGCACCCGAGUACUACCGCGACGCGUCGGUCGAGGAUAGCCUGCGGCUCACCGAGGAGUGCAUCGACUACGUCAGGUCGCUGGAUCCCGCGGGCAACCUCGUCAGGCACGUCCUCACCCCGCGGUUCGCCAUCUCGUGCGACGCCGAGGUGCUGCGGGGGCUCGGCGACAUUGCGCGCAACAACCCGGACCUCCCGAUCCAGACGCACUUCAACGAGGCCGAACAGGAGAUGAAGGCGACCAGGGAGCUAUUCCCGCAGUUCGCGAGCGAGGCCGAUCUGUACGAGCACUUCGGUCUGCUGGGCGAGCGGUCGAUCCUGGCGCACUGCUGCCACAUGACCGACUACGAGAUGGAGCGGGUCAAGGCGUUGGGGUGUGGCGUCGCGCACUGCCCCAUAUCGAACAUGACCGUCGGCGGCGGCUUCAUGGCCGCCCCCGUCCGGGAGUUCCUGCGGCGGGGGAUCAAGGUCGGGCUGGGCACCGACAGCGGCGGCGGGUUCUCGAGCAGCAUCCUAGACGCGAUGCGCCAGGCCAUGAUCGCCAGCUACGCGCGCGAGGUCAUGUCCAAGGGACAAGACAAGGGCUUGUCCGUGGAUGAGGUGUUCUACCUGGCUACUCUGGGCGGUGCCCAGGUCUGCGGCUUGGGUGACAGGAUUGGAAAUUUCGAGGUGGGCAAGGACUUUGACGCCAUCGUCGUCGGGACUCAGGGGAGCGAACAGGGAAUCAUGACCGUGGUGGAGGAAAAUGAUAGCCUCAGAACCGUGUUUGAAAAGUUCAUCAUGACGGGGGAUGACAGAAAUCUCAUCAAGGUUUAUGUCCAGGGACGGCCGGUAAAGGGUUAAUAGGUACUUAAUCGAGGCGUAAAAAGGGCUGCGGCUCAGCCAUGAUGCGGAAUUGCCCCGUCGUCGUCCAUGAGGCAUUUCAAGUGUGCGUUAUAGUGGACUUUGGCUAAUUAAUUAGGUCAAACAGGAUAUUAAUUAUUACCAACAGGCAACAUGAAAGAAGAAAAACAGUUCUUGCCGCGAACAG
This is a messenger RNA of Thermothelomyces thermophilus ATCC 42464, 1697 nucleotides long. RefSeq lists its product as uncharacterized. The transcript has a single exon. Gene Ontology annotation, biological process: guanine catabolic process. The coding region runs from base 149 to 1510 and encodes 453 amino acids. Gene Ontology annotation, cellular component: cytosol. Gene Ontology annotation, molecular function: guanine deaminase activity; zinc ion binding. NCBI's taxonomy places the organism in Eukaryota, Fungi, Ascomycota, Sordariomycetes, Sordariales, Chaetomiaceae. The record is from RefSeq and is a predicted model, not a curated record.